Molecule: messenger RNA, 2682 nt
Organism: Peronospora farinosa
Lineage: Eukaryota; Oomycota; Peronosporomycetes; Peronosporales; Peronosporaceae
Source: the annotation of a GenBank genome assembly
AUGGUUGCAGCCAUGUCCGUGUCUCUCUCGGGUCCGCCGCGUGUCUCAACAAGAACUGUGUGUCCUACCCCAUCCAUACCUUCAUCCGCUGCUUCUCAGCGUCGUCGACAAUGCAGCGCUGGACCUUUAAAGGGUGUCGUGGCAAUCGUAGACGUCCGCGUUGGCGCAGACGCUCAGAUCGACUGCAGUGACGUUGUCGCGAGGAAAUUACGAGAACUUGGAGCGUCUACCGUCAAGAGAUUUACACCUAAACUCACACACGUGGUACUGAGUCAUUUUACACCUGUAUGGAAGACAAAGAUCACGAAAUGGCAGGCAGGAGGCGGUUCAAUGGCUGCAGCUGCAACGAGAUACGAACUAAAAAUUGUGUCGCAGUUGUGGGUCAAUGCCUGUUAUGUGAGUAAAAGGAGAAUGGACGAGUGUCCGUUCUUUCCUGUGAGUCAAUACAAUUUGCUAGAGAAUGUCGUUCUUCAAGCCAAUUUUAAGCUUAAUAGACGUCAGUCACUGGGAGCAGAAGAAUGGAAAGUUAGAGCAGAAGAAGAGGAAGUAGACCAGAAAAAAAAUGAUACGGAGACGAGUGUUGAUGCUGUGAAUGGAGUGGCACCAUCGACACCAUUGUCAUCAUCUUUUAGGAUAAAAAAGGAGCUGAAUGACGGAAGAAGGAAACGACGUGCACUAUCAAUGGAGCCGAUGGCAUCAGAUGCAAUAUUAAAAAUGCUUGGUACGACCGAUGCUAUGUUGGGAGAAGUAGAGAUGACGACACCAAAGCAACCAAUUCGAUGCAAAAGUGGGAGCACAUCGGUGAGGCGGAGAAAGACAUUGAACGGACCACCGUCUCAACAGGAUGAAGAUGAAGCUACAGUAUCACAAGUAAGUGGAACUGUAGAUGAAAUUGAGUUGGAGAAUGAAAAGAAGGAUGUGAUCAAGGAGACGGAAAAUAACGUGAUGGUGAUUCAGGAGAACCAAGCUAUACCUGGUCUACUGUUGAAAGAGGAUACAGCUGCCGUCGUCAUGUCAGGCUUGAGCACCACUACAUCCUCAAAAAAUAAUAGUGGAAAAUUAGAUACUUCUGACGACAAUAGUAGGAAAAAGGACCCUACAGCACGGGAAUUACGACGCCGAAACAGGACUUCACUUUCUUACGGCAGUGGAUUAACGCUUAAAUCGGGUAUCUGGUCAUGCGCAGCAUGCGGUUGCUCAAACCCUCGAACGCGCAGAAAUUGCAGAGAUUGUCAAGUCUCAAAGGGUUGUGCUAAAUCGCCGGGCGCUGAUACUAUCAAUCGUGCACCACUUGCAGCCGUCGCGAACGCUGUAGCGGGCUCACUAAAGACAUCUGCCUUACCGUCUGCAGCCGCAUUAACUCCGGCUACACCUGGAACAAAGACUUCGACUCCUACGAAGAAAAUAAGAACACCGACGAGCUCUGCCAGCGGACAAAAAACGCCUAUCAGCAGCCCAUCUGUGCUAGAACGGACACCACGGUCACUGACUCGACCAACAGCUAGCUCGGCUGCGAAAGUUUGUAGUACUCCGAGCCCGGCAUCGUCUAGAAUUACGCGGCCAACUAAAAUUUCAAGCCCUAGCUUCGCCACGAGAUCAACAACCCAAAGUCCCGCAAUUGGAAGCUUUACGUCAAGGCAGACAAUGCGUUCCUCUCUGGCGAGUGCUUCAGUCUCGACUGAUGUGCAAGUACAAAAGCAUUUAGUGAAGAAAGCACAGCAAAGACUGCCAACGAUGGCGGGCCGAUCGAGUGCCAUGGAAAUCACGCAGAACGCAGCGAGAAAGCGUGCUUACUCGCCUGUUUCCAGCAACACCUUGACAACCCCAGUCGUGAAGAAAGCGCGACGGGAUAGCAACAAGGAAAAUACUGUAAUGAAGCAUAUGGCAACUCCAGGCUCUGUGUCGGGGUUUUUGAGAAAGCAUCGGGACGUGAACUCUACCCCAAUUCCAAUGGCAAUGAAUUUUUCUAGCACAACGAAUAGAAAAACUCUACGCAAGACUCCACGCAACGUUAUAGGCAUUACGGGGGUAAGCGCAGAGACACGUGGGGUGCUGCAGUGCGCGAUUCAUGCUAUUGACGCCAACAUGUCAAAUGACUCUGGGCAUCGAAAGGCACGUGUGGUGAAGAGCGUGGACUACACUGCUGGAGUAACACACCUUAUUGUGGGCAAAGAUGCUAGACGAACUAUUAAAGUGCUUUUCGCAAUUGCUCGUGGGGCUUGGAUUGUAUCAGAAGACUGGGCUUUUUCAUCCCUUGAACAAGAGCGGUGGCUGCCGGAAGAAGACUACGAGCUGACUAUGUUCGCAAACAAACGCGCACGUGAGCAUCCAGAAUGUCGACAAAUCUUCAUGGGCAUGAAGGUUCAUGUCGGAUCCAAUGUUGAUCCAUCUCGUGAAGUCCUUCAGUCUCUAGUGCAAGUUGCAGGUGGAGAGAUUUGCAACCAGAUUUCAGUAGCAGACAUUUGCAUUUGCGGUGAUGCUUUACUGUUUCGACGAGCUCAGAGGACUGGCAUUAGAGCUGUCACCUCAAAGUGGGUGUUUGAUAGUAUUGCUGCAAUGAAGCUUGAAGAUGAUGCGAAGUAUACCGUUGCAGAACCCUUUGGUACACCUGCAAAAACUCCGACAAAAAGUCGUCGAGCUGCAGUUUCAGGGCUCGAAGCGCACUCCACUGUGCCAGAAUAA